GGCGAGACGAUGAGGUGACUGCAUCAAAACAUACGAGGACAAGGUUCCUUCUUUAUCGUUAUCCCAAAAAAAAUGACGGCCAAACCUGUCACAGCCACGUGUCAAUCCGAUCUCCUUGGAUUGGCUUGUUCGUUCGAUUUAUCACCGGUCACGUCUUUAUCUAAUCAUCUUCCUCGAAACCUGCAACACACAAAAUAGAUUGCAGAUUCAAUCUCUUAAAAUAUUUUAUAUAGAAAGGUAUUUCGUGGCUUGGAAAGAGAGAGAGAGAGAGGAUCAAAGAUGGAUCACGAAGCAGAUGCAUACCGUACGGAUUUGAUGACCAUCACGAGAUUCGUGCUGAAUGAGCAAUCAAAGUACCCAGAGUCUCGUGGGGAUUUCACCAUUCUGCUCAGCAACAUCGUUUUGGGAUGCAAAUUCGUCUGCAGUGCUGUCAACAAGGCUGGUUUGGCCAAGCUUAUUGGACUUGCUGGGGAAACAAAUAUCCAGGGUGAAGAGCAAAAGAAACUUGAUGUGCUCUCUAACGAUGUCUUUGUCAAAGCUUUAGUUAGCAGUGGCAGAACUUCUGUUCUUGUCUCAGAAGAAGAUGAGGAAGCUACUUUCGUGGAGUCAUCCAAGCGUGGAAAGUACUGUGUUGUUUUUGAUCCACUUGAUGGAUCCUCAAACAUCGACUGUGGUGUCUCCAUUGGAACUAUCUUUGGGAUUUACACAAUGACCCACAAUGAUGACCCAACUACUGAAGAUGUAUUGAAACCUGGGAAUGAAAUGGUUGCAGCGGGUUACUGUAUGUACGGAAGCUCCUGCAUGCUUGUGUUGAGCACUGGAACCGGUGUCAAUGGAUUUACCCUGGACCCAUCUCUAGGAGAGUUCAUAUUAACUCACCCGGACAUUAAGAUUCCCAAAAAAGGAAACAUCUAUUCAGUGAAUGAAGGCAAUGCUCAGAACUGGGAUGGUCCAACCACAAAGUAUGUAGAGAAAUGCAAGUUUCCUAAAGAUGGUUCUCCCGCAAAGUCUCUGAGAUAUGUGGGAAGUAUGGUUGCCGAUGUUCAUCGCACACUGCUUUAUGGAGGAAUCUUCUUGUACCCAGCUGACAAGAAAAGCCCCAAUGGGAAACUACGUGUUCUGUAUGAAGUCUUCCCGAUGUCGUUCUUGAUGGAGCAAGCCGGAGGUCAGGCCUUCACUGGCAAGAAAAGGGCGCUAGACCUUGUGCCGGAGAAGAUCCAUGAGCGUUCUCCAAUAUUUCUUGGUAGCUACGAUGAUGUAGAGGAGAUUAAGGCUCUGUAUGCUGCAGAGGGAUAGAAGAACUAAGAUUCUCAUUCUUCUUAUUUCAUCACUUAUCUCUCUUAUAUCUAUAUCUUCUAUUGAGACGAACAAAUGACUCAUUUAUACAAGGGAGACUUUUUCUCAGUUUUUCAACGCACCUAAGACAUAUUUUUUUCAUUUUCUAUCCUAAUCUUUUUCCAGCUUGCAACACUUAUUGCUGGAUCAGUCCAAACCUAUUCUUAUGACUUCUUCAGGAUGUGGAUUAAACUUGUAAGCUAACCUUUAUUCCAUGAAGUAUUUGUUGGAGAUAAGGUUCAAUAGCUUGGAGCCUGAGUUUUUGGUAAAGAGAUGAUUUAGGAAAUAAGGAAAUAAUGUUUAGUGCAAUUCUUAGAGAAUUCGGAAGUUAUAUCGGGGAUGAGUUGUGUCAAAGAUAUUGAAAAUCAAGUAUU
This is a messenger RNA of Eruca vesicaria subsp. sativa (arugula), 1709 nucleotides long. NCBI's taxonomy places the organism in Eukaryota, Viridiplantae, Streptophyta, Magnoliopsida, Brassicales, Brassicaceae. The record is from the annotation of a GenBank genome assembly.